Molecule: messenger RNA, 4551 nt
Organism: Eleginops maclovinus (Patagonian blennie)
Lineage: Eukaryota; Metazoa; Chordata; Actinopteri; Perciformes; Eleginopidae
Gene: itgb8
Product: integrin, beta 8
Biological process (GO): integrin-mediated signaling pathway; cell adhesion mediated by integrin; cell migration
Cellular component (GO): focal adhesion; cell surface; integrin complex
Molecular function (GO): integrin binding
Source: RefSeq, a predicted model, not a curated record
CCUGAGUCAGUAGCCUACAGCGUUUAUAACACACUCAGGAUGUUGGUGCCGGCGCUGGUGCUCCUGCGUGUAAUUCAGCUGGUCUCUGACCCGAGAUGAGAUUUCACCAUCAGCUGUGAGACAGACGGGGGGAGACGUCGCACACCUGCGGCUUAAAGGAAAUAGAUGGAGGGACUUGCGCCACAGCCGACCGAUUACUUCCCCUCCUCUCGUGGUCAACGGGGGAGCGCGUUUAUAAGCUGAUUUACCCAAAGGGAUGUGAAUACCUCCCCGGGAUUAGAAGGUUAUUGGGUGAUCGACAAUGCCCCGCGGCUCGGUCCGGCACUCCCGGCUUUUGUUGGUGUGGCAGCGGACGCAGGACGCCCGGUUUCCCCCGGUUCAUCUCCAGUAGCUGCACAGCCUCUGCUCCUGUGUCGCCCUCCCGGUGUGGAUAGGAUAAUAUGACUUCCUGGCUCCGCACAUACGGAAGUGUCCCUCUGUGUCUCCUGCUCUACUGCUUGGUGGUUGCUGUCUGCGCAGAAGACUCCAGUGCCGGUGACAGUGCGUGCCGGUCUCCUAGCAUCACUUCUUGUAAAGAGUGUCUCAGGCGCGGACCACAGUGUGCCUGGUGCUUCAAGGAGGACUUUCUGGAUGGAGCGGUGCCGAGCCAGCGCUGCGACCUGCCGGUGAAGCUGCUCAGGAGAGGCUGUGAGCCUGAGUUCAUGGAGCAGUCAGAGAUCAAGGUGGAGGUCAACACCACCAUCAGCGGCACUCAAGUAUCCCCACGAGACAUCAGCGUCACCCUCAGACCAGGUUCACAGGCCAGUGUAGUGGUGGCUGUGAAGCAGCUGAAGCGUUAUCCUGUGGAUCUGUACUACCUGGUUGAUGUGUCGGCCUCUAUGCAAGAAAACCUUGAUCAUUUGAAGACAGUGGGUGUGGCACUGUCUCUUCGUAUGACGGAGCACUCCUCGGACCUUCAGCUGGGUUUUGGCUCGUUUGUGGACAAGCCUGUCUCUCCUUACAUCAACGUCCAUCCAUCCAAGAUCAGCAACCCCUGCAGUGAUUAUGAGAUCCGCUGUCGUCCAGCCCAUGGCUUCCACCAUGUCCUGAGUAUGACUGGAAAUAUAAGCGAGUUCACGCGUGUGAUCAAACGCCAGCGCAUAUCUGGAAACAUGGACACACCUGAGGGGGGACUGGAUGCCAUGCUGCAAGCUGCUGUCUGCCAGAGAGAUGUGGGUUGGCGACCCGAGGCCAAACGUCUUUUGCUCCUGAUGACUGACCAGCCGUCUCACCUCGCCCUGGACAGCCGGCUGGCAGGGAUAGUGACGCCACACGACGGCCAGUGUCAUCUGGAGAACAAUGUCUACACAGGCAGCACCACGAUGGAUCAUCCCAGUAUGGGUCAGUUGUCUGACAAACUGCUUGAAAACUAUAUGUACUCGAUCUUUGCCGUGGAGAAGCAGCAGUACAAGUGGUACGAGGAAUUGGUGCGUUUGCUCCCCGGCUCCUACCUGGGAAAGUUAGGCCUCUUCCAGGCUCCAAACCUUAUCGAGCUGGUGGUGGACGCAUACAAGAGGUUGCUGUCGGAGGUGGCAGUAUCAGUGUCAGUGGAGGACAAGGCAGUCAGCAGGUACUGGGUGUCGGUUUCUCCUCUCUGUCCCAAUGGAUCCACGGCAAAGGACCAAAUGUGCUCGGGGGUGCAGCCGGACCAGACGGUGUACUUCAAUGUCACCAUCGGCAUGCACUCUUGUCCCGACAACGGGGAAGAUGAAGAUGUAACAGUGGUGGUUCGACCAGUGGGUUACAAUGAAUCCACCGUGGUUAGGAUCCACUCUAAAUGCACCUGCAGUUGUGGACCAACGAGGCGCUGCAAUGACGACAGCCAAUCACCAUGCAGAGGAACACAAGAGAGCACCAUUCAGGAGCAGAGGCCGCAUAACGGACUAAUUAAAAAGUCAGACCGAGAUUCAAACUGGAGUUGCCGAGCGGAUGGGUCUGAAGAGGUCUGCAGUGGUCGGGGAGUGUGUGAUUGUGGAUGGUGUUUGUGUGAUGAGACCAGGCUUGGGACAGUUUAUGGGAAAUACUGCGAGAAAGAUGACUUCUCCUGCCCGUACGAAGGGGGAUCUAUGUGUGGAGGUCGUGGUGUGUGUGUGUCAGGCGAGUGUGUGUGUGAAGACGGCUGGACAGGUGAUAGCUGUGGUUGUCCCAUCUCCACAGCAACCUGCCAAUCAGCCAACGGCUUGAUUUGCAGCGGCCAGGGCACGUGUGUGUGCGGCAAGUGUGUGUGCGACGACCCGAGACAAAGAGACUUCUGUGAGAGAUGUCCCACCUGCCAAAGCACCUGCCAAUCAUACUGGAAGUGUAUUGACUGCCACCUGUCUCAAGGCUUUACUCAAAAAGAGGCGGGACACUGCAACAACACCUGUGCAUCAUUGGUGGGAUACAUGGAUGAUGUUUUAGGCCAAGCAGGGGAGAAGUGGAUUCAGUGUAUGUACAUCAGCAAUGACAGCUGUCGGUAUCGCUUCCAAACAAGCUCUCAGUCCGGUCAGACGCAGCUUCACAUAAGCACAAGAGCAGAGUGUGCCAGCAACAGCCGGCUGGUAGGAACGUUCCUGUGCGUGUGUGCUCUGACGGCGCUGUGCGGGAUGGUGGUGGUGGCUGUGUUGCGGCUGGUGCUACUGAAGAGAAACCGGACACCAGAGGGCGCUACUGAGGACCCAGUCUAUUACUGCACUGGAAAGGAACUCUCAUACAUCCCUACAAGCAAUGAGAAGACAGUAACUUACAGGAGGGAGUGUCCACCUGACCAUCCUGUGGGGAUGCACAUCCAGGAUUCCAAGAUGCCCCUGGGUGACCCCUGGCCGUACUAAGCAAGGACAGAAGAAAGUCAGUAUAGAGAAGAAAAGUCAAAUAAAGGCUUCUCUUCAGCUUCUAAAUGAUCAUUAAACUUCAACCAGCUAAACGUGGAGACUGAUAAUGAUAAACUAAACUAUGAAAACCUCCAUGGAAUCACAUUUGUAAAAUGACCUGACCGAACUCUCAUCAACUGUGUGUGUGGCCAGUAUCCAGGAAAUGGAGAUGAAACAAAGAGCGAGUACUCCAUCUCCUCAUCCUCUGUAGCAGCAAGGAGGCUGCUUCUCCCACAGGGUGAUCACUCCUCGCUUUUUUUUGUCUGUGGUGUGUGUGUGUGUGUGUGUGUGUGUGUGUGUGUGUGUGUGUGUGUGUGUGUGUGUGUGUGUGUGUGUGUGUGUGUGUGUGUGUGUGUGUGUGUGUGUGUGUGUGUGUGUGUGUGUGUGUGUGUGUGUGUGUGUGUGUGUGUGUGUGUGUGUGUGGUGAAGAUAGGUGCAUUUAUUCUCAAUCUAGGUGGUAUAUUUAUGAUUCUACAGUGAGAACACUAUAUGUUUAAAGAUUAUGGGAUUGUGUGAAACUACAAAACUCAAACUGAAUAAUCUCCCUGUCUUAGUCUGCCCCCUUGUGGCCAGAUUGAGGUAUGACAUGUUUUUCUGCAUUAAUACUGUCAACACAUUACUGACCUCAUCUGUACUGCCUUGGGAUUUACAGUCAUUCCCAAAGCACACCAAUGACUGUAUUUCUUGAUUUGAUCAGAUCUUCAGUCAUUUUUGGUACGUAGUUUAUUUGUUGCAUUUUUUUUAAUGGACCAACUGCAUUGCAAAUUACUGUUACUUUAUGGAUUUUUUCUACCAUUAGUGAGAAUAUAGUUUCAUGUGUUUCAUAUUAGGUUUAGACUUGCACUAGAGCCAUUGUUUUGCAUUAUACUACUGAAACCUGUGGGUCUCUGGGUUAGAAAAGCUGUGAUAUUGGGUUUUAAAUGAUUUUGCUAAAUGUUGGGCAUUACAAGAUACGUACUAAGUGCAUUCAAGGCCAAUGUAACAAAUCCCACAACUCUGCGAUAACAAUAGAUUGAAAAAUCAUGUAUAAAAAAUCUAUUAAUGGCAACUUCUUCAUCAAACUCCUACACAUGCAGCCUCUUUAACAGCUACAGCAGCAGGACUGUGUCUGCAGGCAUCUGCUGAUCAUCGCAAAACCAUUACUGACAGGGUUUGGACUCAAACUCCUUUACAAAUGAGCUCCGAAGGUACUGAGAUUAGAGGUGGAAGUAAAACCUUAUGCACUAUAUCCUCUGAAUCCAGAGUGCCAGUUGCAUGGCGUCUUGUUAAAACAUUUGCUUGCCCAAUCCUGUUCCUGUCUUUGAAUUUUAUGUAACACAAUGUUGUUUACAGCAAUAGCUGCACUCUUUUACUGUAAGUCGGGAACACUAAUUAUAAUUUAUUGUGAUUUUGUUUUCUUUCUUUUUUAUUUAUGAUAAUUCUGCUAUUUUAUGAGAAGGUGACUGGAGUUAUAGGCUGUAAGAACAGUUUGUGUUUAUGAAGAGCAGUCUCUAUCUUUAACCAUGAGAAUAGUUCAGCAAUAAGGUUAUAAUCAUCUCAUUUAACCCGGCACUGAGUUCAGAGUAACAACAGCACUUUUAUGUGUAGUUCUGCUAGCAAAAAUGUGACUAGUUGUGUAGCAUGAAUAUUUGCAUCGCAAUAAAAUGUGCAAGAUUUUUUAUUA